Symbiodinium necroappetens is the source of this 2139-nucleotide messenger RNA. NCBI's taxonomy places the organism in Eukaryota, Dinophyceae, Suessiales, Symbiodiniaceae. The record is from the annotation of a GenBank genome assembly.
AUGAAGCCGUCUUCCCUAGUUGCGGUGGCAUGUGCGCAAGGUGUUGCCUUUGCAUUUCCCCUUCACACUGCAAGUGCCGGCGACGAACUACUGUGCAGGGAUGAGUGGGAGUUCGUGCGGAAAAGUGCUACCAGCAAAUUCAGAAGCUGGAAGCAAUCGAUCACUUCGAGCGAAACUCUGCGAGAAUGGGCAAGUCAACAGGUUGAGACAACUAGAGUCUCCGAUUGCCGGCCAGGUCAACUGGUGCUUCGCUUGCUUUCUGUUGCCCAUCAUCAAGUCUGCGAUGUGACAGCAGGAUUUCUGUCACAUCACUGGUGGUCGGAGAUGCUGAUGACGAAGUGGAGUAGCUUGCUUUUCUGGGCAGCUUUCGACUUGCUCCAGGCAGCAAAGGAAGUGCCAAGUCGUGUCGGUCGAUGUGCAUGUCGAAGAAUCGGCAGGAUGCUUGGUCACGCGAGUCGGCAUGUUGAAAGACGGCAACGCCUCGUUCGCGUCAAGGCCCGCACACGGCAGUUGAUAUCCGACGCCCCGAAGAAUCCGGCUAAGGCUUUGCAGUCUUUUGUCAGGGAGAUUGACAAGGAGCAGCGAGCAUGGAUGCACUCAGAUGAAUCCGGAAGGUCCUGCAGGAGGAGCUUGCGGGAUCUUCUUCUCAGCCUGCGAAUGAGUGCCAAACUCCUUUUCGUGAGCGGAAUGCAGCAGCCAUCCUGGCGGCAUGGCUGGUGGAUGCCACGAGCCGUGGAUUCGACGGCCGGCUGGAGUCAGGCCUGGGUGGUCUUCAGCUGUGCAGAUGAACCGCUCGUCAACAUGCUCUCUUGCGAUCCCUUGAUCGAAGAGGCCUCGCGAUCUCCGUUCCUGAGCAGGCAGCGAGUCUUUGUAGCGACAAGGCAUCCCGGAGAAAUGCAGCGACUCCAAAAGUUGCCAUUUGUUGAGGUCAUGUCGGCAAAGCAAGCUGCAGAGUUUGCCAAUGCAGCCCACUGGUCUCUCGCCUAUUACGAGGACAUGAUGAUGCGGGCCAUGCGGCUGCGUGACGACGGCCCAAGUCUGGUCGUUUUCGUGGACGUGCAGUUCAGCGAGGACGCUUUGGCGCAGCUGUGGGACCUUGAUCGAUGGUUGCUGCAUCGUGAAACUACUCCAGGUAGCCGAUCUUCUUGGGACAUCGCUUGGGUAACGGAAGAUGGCUUUUCGCCAGGUGCAGCGCUGCUCCCAUGCGAAACAAGCAAGUCCCGAGGAGCAGACGUAAAAUGGCUGGUGCCCAAGGCUGGCAUCUUGCUCAUGAAGCCGUCUAUGUCAGCUUUGCAGAUCUUGCACGAACUGAAGUCCCAAGAAGCGCACACUUCCAAAGUACCAGGUUCCACCGUCAGUUCGGCCUGGGGCUCUUUUCUCAUUCGAGAAUGGCGGGCAAGAGAUUGGUACCAGACUGCGUAUGCUUACCUGGAUGCAGCAAAACCGGCACCGCAGUGGCGAGACAUCGAACUGCCACAAGGUGCCGUACGAAGCAUCGGAGCCUCGCAGCUGCGGAUGCUGGCAAGCCCGGGAAGAGCUGCCGGUCUUCAGCUGCGCUGGGCGCUGCACCAGUGCGAACACUUCUCGGAAGGGAGUGGCUAUUGUCAUGUGGGCCCUCUGAAGCCAAGGGGCUUUGGGUUUCUGGUGGAGCCCUGCGGAUUUCCAAGCUUCUUCAGCCCCGGCAGGCACGGAGGAAGCGCCGAUGCUGCUGAUGUUCAGGCAGAUCGGUUGGAAAUCCAGUUGAAAGCAUCUCAGGAGGUGUUCUUGUGCCCACGCCGGGUGCCCGUGGCAAUCCUGGCCGUGCCUCGGGCUGGCUCCACCUCCGUCGCCAACUGGGCGGGCCUUCUGGAUGGUGUCGACAGUUGGCUCUCGGCUGCAGGCCAUUCUCUUCAGAACGCGCAGACUUUGUGGAAACCAGAGGACAAGGACUUCUCGGUGUGGGGGGUCCAGCACUUCUGCCUGCGGUGCUGCAGGGCAGGGGUUCAGAGGCUACACUUGGUGGUCAUGCGGUCGCCUUUCGAUCGUUUGAAGUCUCAUUUCCACCGGAGCCAGGUCAGUCGGGGCGGCAAAUGGUCCGACUUUCCAGGUUGGUGGCGCUGGGCCUCCACAAUGUUGAAACGUGGAAUCGCUCCCUCUUGC